This is a messenger RNA of Artibeus jamaicensis (Jamaican fruit-eating bat), 598 nucleotides long. RefSeq names its product piercer of microtubule wall 2 (gene PIERCE2). The coding region runs from base 233 to 598 and encodes 121 amino acids. NCBI's taxonomy places the organism in Eukaryota, Metazoa, Chordata, Mammalia, Chiroptera, Phyllostomidae. The record is from RefSeq and is a predicted model, not a curated record. Gene Ontology annotation, biological process: axoneme assembly. The transcript is spliced from 2 exons. Gene Ontology annotation, cellular component: axonemal microtubule.
CCGGGCCUGGUGCUGGAAGGGCGGAGAGGCGCCGCGGACGGUUGUUAUGGAAACCGGCCGCUACAAUCACUCCAAAGGAUUCUCGGUUUUACCCUGGAGGGUUGCUCCGGAUAUUGAUCCGGAUUUAAUUGGGUGUACUAAAAAGGCCUCAUCCCCUGGGGCACUCGCCGACCUUCUUGAGGUCUGCUGCAGGAAGACUGUGACGAAAAAAUAAACAAAGAAGACACCGAGAAUGACCGAGUAUGACUGGGAUAAGAAAAGUACUUCAGCUCCAAAUUCUGACACAGAAAUGAAACCUGCACAACUGCCUACUUGUGUGAACCCCGGCAAUCCCGUGUUCUCCUGCAUGUUGGAUCCAAAGACACUCCAUACAGCAACCUCACUAUCACAGCCUAAGAUGAUUAUGUAUAAAACUAGUUCAAGUGCUUAUGGCGAAUUUUCACCUAUACCACAGUUUUUCCCCUGCAAUUAUACUCCAAAAGGGCAAGAAUUUUCAAGCCGUAUCAGCGCUACUGGAUUUUAUCAAAAUAACACUCUAAACACUGCACUUGACAGAAGCAGAACCCUUGAUUUUCCUAAUUUUCAACACACUCUAUGA